AUGUCGCUUCCCUUCUCUACCAGUAUACGUCAGUUCUAUUCUCUACCACUCUCCUUAAUUCUCUUCUCUAACAUUCUACGUCACUUAUCUCCUCUACCUGACAAUGUCAAUUCUCUACCAGUCUCCUUCAGUUCUCUUCUCUGCCAGUCUACAUCAGUGCUCUUAUCUACCAGACUCUGUCAUUUCUCUUCUCUACCAUUCUACGUCAGUUCUCUUCUCUACCAGUCUAAAGUCUCCUCUACCAGUUCCUCUUCUCUUCUAAUACCGUUCUACAUCACUUCUCUCUUCUACCAGAAUAUUUCAAUUCUCUACCAGUCUCCUUCAGUUACGCUUCUCUACCAGUCUACGCCACUUUUCUUCCCUGCCAGUCUACGUUGUCCUUCUUCUCUACUGGUCUACGUCAGUUCUCUUCUCUUUCAGUCUACGUCGCUUCAUUUCUCUACCAGUCUACAGCGCUUCUCUUCUCUGCCAGUAUACGUCAGUUCUCUUCUCUACUAG
Messenger RNA from Acanthosepion pharaonis, 498 nucleotides. The record is from the annotation of a GenBank genome assembly. NCBI's taxonomy places the organism in Eukaryota, Metazoa, Mollusca, Cephalopoda, Sepiida, Sepiidae.